Lampris incognitus (smalleye Pacific opah) is the source of this 2434-nucleotide messenger RNA. RefSeq names its product endoribonuclease ZC3H12A-like. The transcript is spliced from 5 exons. The record is from RefSeq and is a predicted model, not a curated record. NCBI's taxonomy places the organism in Eukaryota, Metazoa, Chordata, Actinopteri, Lampriformes, Lampridae. Gene Ontology annotation, molecular function: RNA endonuclease activity; mRNA binding; metal ion binding. Gene Ontology annotation, cellular component: nucleus; cytoplasmic ribonucleoprotein granule. Bases 17 to 1930 code for a protein of 637 amino acids. Gene Ontology annotation, biological process: 3'-UTR-mediated mRNA destabilization; nuclear-transcribed mRNA catabolic process, RNase MRP-dependent.
UCCGCGGAGACGAGCGAUGAAGCGACAUAAGGAGGUGGGAGGGAUGCCCUGGUGUGACAGUCCCGGCGGCAGAGAGGAGAGGGGAGUCCCGCGGCCCACGGACGCAGAGCCCGCCGCCCGCAUGGACCGCUGCCAGGACGGCAGAGUCGAGCGCUUCCUCAAGCUGGGCUACUCUCACGCCGACAUCCUGCGCGUGCUGGAGAGCCUCCGCCACGACGCCCAGACCAACGACAUACUGGAGGAGCUCAUCAAGACCUGCCAGGGCCGCGCCGUCAGCCCGGCCGCCUCCAGCAGCCCCAAGCUGGUGCCCCGGGGCUGCGGCCUCACUCAGCCGGGCCCCGGCCCGAACCACGCCGCCCCCAGACCCACCGCCGCCGCAGACACGGAUCCGGGCUUCAGACCCGUGGUCAUUGAUGGGAGCAACGUGGCCAUCAGCCAUGGUGGCAAGAAGGUGUUUUCAUGCCGAGGCCUCCAGCUGGCGGUGAAGUGGUUCUGGGACAAAGGCCUGCACAACAUCACCGUUUUUGUCCCUCUGUGGAGGAAGGAGCAGCCACGGCCUGAGACCCCCAUGUCAGAUCAACACAUCCUCCACGAGCUGGAGAGGAGGAACAUCCUGGUGUACACACCGUCCUCCUGCAUCAACGGCAAGCGGGUGGUGUGCUACGACGACCGCUACAUCAUCAGGCUCGCCUUCGAGUUGGACGGCAUCAUCGUGUCGAACGACAACUACCGAGACCUGCAGACGGAGAACCCCCAGUGGAAGAAGUUCAUAGAGGAGAGGCUGCUCAUGUACACCUUCGCCAAAGACAAAUUUAUGCCACCAGAUGACCCUUUGGGGAGGAACGGCCCGACCAUUGAUGAUUUUCUGAGGAAAAAACCUUGGACCCCGGAGAACAAGCAGCAGCACUGCCCUUACGGAAAGAAGUGCACGUACGGAGUGAAGUGUAAGUUCUACCAUCCAGAGCGGGCCCACCAGUCCCAGCUGUCUGUGGCGGAUGAGCUGAGAGCCAUGAGCCGACCCACCACUGACAGAGCCAAGCCCGGUGCCCCAACACUGACCACGGCUCUGAGUCACGGGGUCGGUCAGGAUGGCCGGCCAGCCCCCACGCUGUUCCAGGAAGCGGAUCACGUCGUCGUUCUACCAAGCAAGUACAUCUCACCCGUGCCGACAUGUCUUUCUAAAGAUGAGCAAGUCCACAGGGCCUCUCCUACUGAGCAGUUCAGCUACAGCCCGGCCCUCCCACGCAGGAUGGCGCCCCCUGUCUCCCAGAGCCCAGACGAGGACGAGGCUUUCAGUUCCAUGGACAGCUACAUGUGCAAGAUGAAACUCCAGGACGGCACCCUGAACACAGAUAGGCACUCCUACGCCUACAGCAGUGGGAUGGGCAGCUGCGGCCUGGCCAACGAGGACUACUUCUCGUCUUACGGCAGUAGAGGGAGGUGUGACCCGGCCGGGUGUCAACAGAGAAGGUAUUACAUCCCGCAUAGACCCUCCCACAACACCAGCGACUUCUACGACGCCUGGGAACUUGGUGGGUGCGGUCAGUGUCGGCAUGGCCACCAGCACCCCUACGCACACGGGCUGCACCACCAGCAACAGGCUGGGAACUCGUGUCCGGUGCUGCCCCUCAACGAUUGUAAUAGGACAGAAGCAUUCCAGCAUUUCCCAGAUCAGCAGGGUCUCCGGUGCCCGCCGCUCAACAGAGAGUGCCGCAGCCUGCCCGAGAAUCAGUGGGGACCGUACGGCCUCCCCAGUGGGCCGAAGACACCUGUCAGCGAGGACAGGAGGAACCUGAAGAGCCAGCUCGGCACGCUGUUCCCUCAGAGCAUGGUGGAGCAUGUCAUGAGCAUGUACCCACACAUCUCAGACGUGUCUAAACUCAUGUCUCUCAUUCAGACAUACAGAUCCAAUCACGGCUCCUUCUCGUGAGACGUACUGGAUUUGGUAAGAGACAGGACUCCAAAUCAUAGACAGUACCGUUUGUACCACAAGCACAUUCCGACAGUCCUCUUUUGGCCGGUAGGGACAGUUAUGCAAUGACUGGACUUCCGUGAUUACGAAUCACAUUGUGGCAAAACUACUGAUAUUGCGCUUGUCUGAAUGUAGUCUGGGUUUCAUAUCGAAAUGCGCUAGCCUAUUUUUUUAUCUUCUCAUGUCAGCAUUAACCAAAGCGGACCCUCACCUGGGGAAGCUCCUUUGGAAUGUAGCAGACUGACAUGUAUGUCUCAAGAUAUUCUACUGUUAUAGUGCAAUGCACUACCCUGGCUACGUGCUAGUAUUUUUUUAGCAUUGACAAACAGUUUAUCAGAGCAGCACGUGUUGUUUUCCCGUGCUGCCUCAAAGUGGUGAACGCUAUCCCGUACUUCUGUUAAGAAUGGGUAUUUAAAAUCAUUCGUUUGAUGAUGAGUGUAAAAUAAAAUAAAAAGUAAUGCC